AAAAAACGAAAAUAAACACGUCAGCUGUCAAAAUCUGAUGUGUCAUGUAGCCGAAAUAUUUUUAUUGGAAAGUAAAAUUGUGUUUUGUCCGUAAUAUAUUAAAAUAAACCUGGAUAGUUUGUAACUGAUUUAGAAAACUUCAUUUACAUCACUGUUACGAUGCAUUGGUACGGCGGGAGCAUUGCUGAAGCGGUUUCUUUAUCCAAGCAAAAAAAUGCAAUUUUCGUUGUAUUUGUUGAAGGGGACAAUGACUUGUCCCAGGAGAUGGCCCAAACCAUAGACAACUCCGCAGUGGUCUCUCGGCUGUCUGACCAAGCCAACUUCCUUGCAAUCAAGCUGAAGAGCGGAUCCACCAACUACACACACUUCGCUCAAAUAUAUCAAUUCGUUCCUGUCCCGUCACUGUUCUUCAUUGGUCGGAAUGGGACACCGCUGGAAGUAGUGUGCGCGGGAGUGGAGGCCAACAACUUGGCUACCAGGAUAGACCGGAUACUGGAGGAACAUCGCAAAGAAAAAUCACCAUUGGUCCAGCCGUCAACCUCAUCUCAGAAUGUGAAGGAACAGACAGUAAAUUUACUUCACUCGGAGGCGGCGUCCAGCGCUCCCGUCAAACCAGAGCCAGCCAAAGCGCCGGAGCCUCGAGCCAAGGAACCCGAAACAUCAGAACCAGCCGCGAAGAUCCCGAAGACCGACAACAACGAAGUGCAGAAGGCGGAAGAGUUCGAAGUGGUUUGCGACGGCGACGUGUGCGUUAGGCGGCCGAAGACUUCCGAUACGCCGGGCAGCAGCAAACGACCAGAACUUGAGCUGAUGGAUACUCAACCGUCACCUGCCACAGCACCAGUGCCCGACGUGUCCGCUCCAGUGGCAGUGGAACCCGAACCGGCAGCCGGCCCGAGCGACGCCCAAGUGUCACCCUCUGAUAGUGUACGUGAUAUUGAAGACAAGCUGGAACGCGCUAAAGAGUUGAUCGAGGCUCGACGCAGGGAGAAAGCUGAGAAAGAGAAAGAGCUUGAGAAAGAAAAAGAGAUAGAGAGACGAGCCACAGGCAAGGGGGUUGCGGAACUAAAGAAAUGGCAAGCUGAUCAGGAAUUGAAGCAAAUACAGGAGGAGCGCAAGCGCGAGAAGCUGGAGAACAACUUGGCGCGCCAGCGCAUCCUCGAGCAGAUCGCGCAGGACCGCGCCGAGCGCCGCGCGCGCGACGCGCCGCCGCCCGCGCCCGCGCCCGAGCACGCGCCCGCGCACGCGCCCGCGCACGCGCCCAGCGCCGCGCCCGCCACGUCCGGUGACGGUAGUCCCUACGCUCGCAUCCAGUUCAAGUUGAUGGACGGCUCCUCACACACGGCACAGUUCGACCCCAACGACACGCUCGGCGAUGUGCGCCGAUAUCUCGUCGAAACCCUACAGAUCCCGUCGGCAUCGUUCUCGCUGUGGACGGCGUUCCCGCGGCGCGAGCUGGACGAGACGGCGGCGAGCCUGCGCGCGCUGCAGCUGGCGCCGUCGGCCGCGCUGCUCGUGCUGCCGCGCCGCGCCGCCGCCGUCGUCGCCAGGCCCUCCACCUUCGCCAAUAUCAUCACCUUCUUCACACACCUGUUCACAUCGCUGAUCCUGGAGCCAUCUCAGUACGUGUACGAGUGGAUCAGACGGCGCCUGUUCCCGUCGCCGCCGCGGGCCCCCUCGCCGCCCGCCGCCCGCGCCUCGCCCCCGCCUCCGCCCGGCGUCCGGCGGAGGGGCAACAUCCACCGGCUGCCAGGAGACAGGGCCGGCGAUGACGACAACAACACCUGGAACGGAAACUCUACGCAGCAGAUGUAAGAUGGUAAUCAACCGUACAUAGUAUUGGAAAACCGUCACGUGGCUGCGGUUGGUUCGAAGUCGACCAUUAUAUCAUGGUCUUUUAGUCUCUGGUCACUGAUCCUUUCACGCAAGUGGGUAAUUUUUGACCCCCCUACUAUUUUGUGCUAUCUCGCAACUUUUACUAGACAUAUUUAUAUUUAGCUAAAGGACUUUUGUCAAAUUAGUCUCCGUGGCCCAUUCCAUAUAAUUUAGGGCGAAUUUAUAUUAAGGAUUUCUUGGCAACAGUGAGUGAUCGAGCUUAACUGACCAUCGGGUUAAUAAAUGUAUUUAUUAGAAUGCGUGGAAGGGUUAAGUAAGCAUAAUACCUAUUUAAUAUUACAUUUUUCUGGACUAGUUAUAAACUAUCUACAUUUGAUACACAUGUAAAUUAUUAGGGAUGUAUGAAAUAAAUAUUUGUUAAUACGGU
Molecule: messenger RNA, 2263 nt
Organism: Manduca sexta (tobacco hornworm)
Lineage: Eukaryota; Metazoa; Arthropoda; Insecta; Lepidoptera; Sphingidae
Product: UBX domain-containing protein 4
Exons: 12
Coding region: 160-1815 (551 amino acids)
Molecular function (GO): protein binding
Source: RefSeq, a predicted model, not a curated record